Messenger RNA from Chlorella variabilis, 555 nucleotides. RefSeq lists its product as hypothetical. Bases 1 to 555 code for a protein of 184 amino acids. The record is from RefSeq and is a predicted model, not a curated record. NCBI's taxonomy places the organism in Eukaryota, Viridiplantae, Chlorophyta, Trebouxiophyceae, Chlorellales, Chlorellaceae. The transcript is spliced from 4 exons.
AUGCAGGCCGCAGCGCUUUGCGCAGCGCAGCCGUGGAUCCUGACCCCCGCACAGCAGCGCCCGACGGGCAGCAGACACGCCGCCUCGCCGCGGCCCACAUCUGCGGCGGCGGCAUGGCAGCGGCGGCGGCCAGCGGCCGCAGGCGGCGGCACCAGCAGCAGCGGCCGCGGGCGUGGCCGCCUGCUGGUCACCGCCGCCAUCAAGGUGCGGAAGGGGAAGCAGGUGCUGUGCAACAAGACGCUCAAGGCCAAGGAGGGCAGCGAGGCGGCGGUGGCGCAGCUGUGUGAGGGCAUGGCCGAGUGGUCGCGCGAGCGCAUGGCGGACCGCGGCAGCGGCGUGCUGGCCUUCCAGUUCUCAGAGGAUGAUUACGAGAAGGGCACCUUCCACUUCAUGGAGCUGUACGCCAACCAGAAGGCCAUGACAGACCACAACAGCCACGACCAGGUCAAGACGUUUGUGCAAAAGCUGGAGGAGCACCUGGAGGGCCCCCUGGGCAUGGUGCUGUACGAGUACAACGAUGGCAAGAUCGGGCCCGCCAGCAUGGAGCUUGUGUAG